AUGCUCGUGGGAAAGUCGGUCCCAGAACUCAUCCUCGUGCGGUCCAUGGUGAUCUUCUUCCAAUACCUUGGACUCGGCUGCUUCCUCUACUUUUGGUUCAUCUUCGCCAUAGCAGGCGUCCCCGGCAUUGCGCACCCCGUUUCCAUCGUCAUCGAGGUCGUCGGCGCCAUCGAAAUCCUCUUCUACCUGGUCUGGUUCAUCCCCUAUCGGAGCCGCCUACAGAAACCGGGGCCUCAACCAACGCCGCUGUCACGAGAUGAGCGUCGACGGUUCUUCUAUGAUGGCCUGGAUCAUGUGCCCGAUGUGGAACAGUACAUUCGGAAAUGGCACUGCAACGCCCAGCUCGGCGACAUACGGAGGGAGAACUUGAAGGACUGGUUGUUGUGGGCGCUGUUCGACAAGCAGGGCCAUCCGGCAGAGCACGAGGAGGAGCUCGAGGAAUACAUCGCCGAUGCCGAGGAGCGGGCCGGCGUCACCAUCAAGGGCGGCUUUGGAGAUUCCGCCCCGAUGCGCCUCAGCUUCGACCCCAUCGAGAUCACCCAUCGAAGCUUGUUGUUUUACCUUAUUACUGGCUCGCUCGACUUCUUCGCCACCCUCGUCCUCUUCAUCAGGGGCUUCAAGUUCUACCGUCAACCACGCAGCACCUUCUUUUCCGUCUUCCCCUGGCGGCCCAUGACCCUCCUCUCGCCCAACGAGUCCGCCGACCCGAGACUCAGCUACUUCUGCCGCCCACACACGUCCACGACCCAGCGUCCCAUUCUCUUCAUGCACGGCGUCGGCAUGGGCAUGCUCCCCUACCUCCUCUGGCUCUGGAGCAUCCCAAAGGACGUCGGCGUCCUCGCCAUUGAGAUCCUCCCCGUCUCCUCGCGCAUCUGCCCACCCUUGCAGACCACCAAGGAACUAGUCGAUGGCAUUGACGCCAUCAUCAUGCAGCAGGCUUACACCGACUUCGUCUUUGCCGGCCACUCCUUCGGCACCCUUCUCGCGUCGCCCUUGCUCAAGCGUCCCGACAUCGCCGCUAGGAUCAACUCGAUCGUCCUCAUCGACCCCGUCUCCCUGCUCCUCCACCUGCCCGCCGUGGCCUACAACUUCACCCGAAGGAGGCCAAGAUGGGGCAAUGAGUGGGAGAUCUGGCUCGUCGCCACAGACCCAAUGGUUGCGCACACGCUCGCCCGUCGGUUCCGCUGGCAGGAUUUCAUUCUGUGGACGCCGCAGCUUCAGGGCAAGCGCACGACGGUGGUGGUGGGCGGCGAGGACUGCGUGACGGACCCGAGCGCCGUAGCUAGCUACGUCUACUUUGGCGACCUCAACUACACCCGCCACGACAAGCUCGAGUGGGCUACGACGCCCGAACGAUGGACAGGCCGGGGAGAGCUGGAGCUGAUGUACCUCGACGGCAUGGACCACGGUCAGGCGUUCCUGAGCGUCAAGCACAUGCCGCAGAUCGGCAACGUCGUGUUGGCCUACACGCACCUCAAGGGGACCAUGGAAUCGAGACAAGCGGACGCAGCCAAAGAAGAAGAGCUGAACCAGAUAUGA
Colletotrichum higginsianum IMI 349063 is the source of this 1539-nucleotide messenger RNA. RefSeq names its product Alpha beta hydrolase fold family. The transcript is spliced from 2 exons. The record is from RefSeq and is a predicted model, not a curated record. The coding region runs from base 1 to 1539 and encodes 512 amino acids. NCBI's taxonomy places the organism in Eukaryota, Fungi, Ascomycota, Sordariomycetes, Glomerellales, Glomerellaceae.